Molecule: messenger RNA, 681 nt
Organism: Scutellospora calospora
Lineage: Eukaryota; Fungi; Glomeromycota; Glomeromycetes; Diversisporales; Gigasporaceae
Source: the annotation of a GenBank genome assembly
AUGUCAAAUAUCGAUGAAUCAACUGUCGUGCGUGGUCGUGAUCAUGAGAUGGACGUGAUCCUAGUGUUGACAAGACUAGGUGUUCCGGCUAACCAUAAACUGGAAGUACAUCGGGCCAUCAUAGAAGUCCCUAGUCAGGACCAGGGUGAACGUCCUUUUAUAGUAUUCUAUUUUACGAAAGGUUCCGAUAGGGCUGUGAUGAAUAAAGGAUAUAGAUUAAAUGCUGAACUGACUACUCAACGUUAUCCCGGAGAUAACGGUAUUGACGUAUUUGGGCCCUAUAAAAAAUAUAUAUUGGUGUGCCAAUGCAAAAAUUAUACUAGUGAUCGAAUUGGAAGACGAUAUGUUGCGGAGCUUAUUGGCCCGAACUUUUGUAGAUUCCCAGAUAAACAUAUGAUCGGCAUAUUUGUUACUUCGCUUUUGGAUGGGUAUGCAGAAAGAGCCCGACUUUGGGCGAAAGGUUCCAAUAUCCUCAUCCUUUUGACUUCCAUUUGGAAUUUGGAACAAGUUCUUUUAAACCUCCCUUGGAAUCCGUACGCCAUUAAUGAGGAAUCUCUUCAGAAAAUUAUGGAAGAAUCAUUGAAAUUGGCUUAUCGUCAAGAAGAUCGUACAAAGAGCAUUAAACAAGAAGUAACACGAACACAUCAAGAUAUGAAGGAAUUAUCUCCCUGGAUACUCUGA